Messenger RNA from Mizuhopecten yessoensis (Yesso scallop), 4798 nucleotides. Its product is annotated as glycoprotein-N-acetylgalactosamine 3-beta-galactosyltransferase 1-like. NCBI's taxonomy places the organism in Eukaryota, Metazoa, Mollusca, Bivalvia, Pectinida, Pectinidae. The transcript has 4 exons. Gene Ontology annotation, molecular function: N-acetylgalactosaminide beta-1,3-galactosyltransferase activity. Bases 201 to 1340 code for a protein of 379 amino acids. The record is from RefSeq and is a predicted model, not a curated record. Gene Ontology annotation, cellular component: membrane.
GUGUUUAAUUAGUCGAAAGGUUUUAUUGGACUGGUGCAGCCAGUCGAUACAGACAUCAAUAAUCUGACACGUUGCGGAUGUGACGUCCCCCUUCUCUUGAUCAGCCUUUAGACCGUGUAGACCGCGAACUUAUACCAAGCCUGGUUUUCGAGUUCUGAUACAGCCAAAAGUCUGCCUUUAUCACCCUACAGUCUGGGGACAUGGCGAGAGGGACUUUAGUUCUCAGAGUAUGCGGAUCGUCCCAGACCGCCAGCGUCAACUUCUGUUUCGGCCUGGCUAUCGGAUUGGUCAUUGCCUUCGUAGUAGCCAGUCUGACGUCACUGCAGACGCCGAUGUUGAUGGCAAAAUACACUGGCGGUAUAGACAAGUUCCGGUAUACUGUUUCCGGCGGAAGUGACUCCAACAAAUCGUCCCCUACCAACGUCGUAGACGGGCAUGAAAAAAUACACCAGGAAGAGGAGAAAUUUCACGAGCAGAUGGAUAAAAACAUCGGCAAAGUGAAACAAGUCAACUUCGACGAUUCUCACUUUCAUAAAGAUAACGACAAAGUGGCGAAGGACCUAGAAAAGAAAAUCCGAAUAUUAUGUUGGGUGAUGACAAGCCCUCAGAACUUGGAUAAAAAGGCCAUUCACGUGAAACGCACGUGGGCCAAGCGAUGUAACGUUUUAGUGUUUAUCAGCUCCACAACAAACACAAGCUUCCCUACCGUCGGGCUCGACGUAUCAGAAGGUCGUGAACAUCUCACGGCUAAAACAAUGAAAGCUUUUAAGUACGUUUACGAAAAGCAUUUCAAUGACGCUGACUGGUUUGUUAAAGCAGACGACGACACUUAUAUGAUUUUAGAAAACCUUCGUUAUUUCCUACAGUCAUACUCACGUGAUGACCCAGUUUAUUUUGGACACCAUUUUAAGACCAUAGUGAAACAGGGGUACUAUAGCGGAGGAGCGGGGUAUGUCCUGAGUAAAGAGGCGCUCCGACGCCUGAUUGAAAAGGGUCAAGACCCAAAAGUGUGUCGUCAAGAUGGCGGCGCGGAGGAUGCCGAGUUAGGAAAGUGUAUGGAGAAUCUCGGUGUCAAAACUGCUAACUCUACAGAUGCUUUAGGGAGGAGUAGAUUCCACUGCUUCGACCCGGAAACACAUUUAUUCGGAGGAUAUCCAGAUUGGUACUAUAAAUAUGACGCUAAUGGUGCUAAGAAGGGAACAGAGAGUAUCAGUGAUUACGCGAUCUCAUUCCACUACGUGCCUCCCCAGAAGAUGUACGCACUGGAGUUUUAUAUAUAUCACUUACGUCCAUACGGGGUAGAUUCCGGACACCAGCAUCUCAACGUACCCGGACACUAGUCACAGCUCAUACCGUAUUUAUAUCAUAUCACGUGACAUUCCAGCAGUCGGAUACAAACUGCCUCAAAUGUACCAAUCUGUAAUGAGAAGUGUCCAGUGUAUGGCUAUCACGUUGCCGUCUUAUCCAGGUGUAAUGGCCAGACAUCCAAAGGACAUGCAUUUGGUGAUUUUGUUUGUCGUGUGUUGAGUGAGGAAACGUCGUGUGUGUGUGUUAGUGAAGUGAGUUUGUGCCUUGGUCAUUGUUUUAGUGUAAGGUACGUCUAUUGUAUGCUGUGUGUAUUUGUGCUUUGACAUUGUUUUAGUGUAAGGUACGUCUAUUCUAUGCUGUGUGUAUUUGUGCUUUGCCAUUGUUUUAAUGUAAGGUAAUUAUAAGUCUAUUAUAUGCUGUGUGUAUUUGUGCGUAAGAGGAACAUAGUGCAAAUAAUGAUUUUGAGAAUGAUAAGCAAAACUAUGCAUGCUUUAAUAUGAGUUACCUGUAUUUAAUGUUGAUAUAUAACUUAAGCUAACAAUUUGCCCACAAAUUGUCCUAGUGUAAGCUGUAUAUAUGUAAAGUUGAAGUGCCUUCUCAAUGGCUGGUUAGUAUAGCUCUUACCAAGCCAUGAACGAUGUACAAACUAUUCUUGGGGUUGUCUUAUACAUGUAGUAUUGUAUGGCCUCAUUCAACAGUAAAUGAUGAUCUGGAACGUAUGUACUCUUGAUAUGUAUGUGUCCUAAUGUACUUUACUACAUCGAUUUUUAAUUAACAAUUGUGUCUUCUCCGAUAAACGAAAACGGUUUUUGAGAAAAACUUGUGACAUACAAAGCAAUGUCAAGUCUGUCUUUUUGUUACUGUUGUUGGAUGUUUGGUCGUAAUUAAACUUCAGAAAUCGUUUUUAUCGUACUUGUGUAGUCUUGUGAGAACAUUCCCUUAGAAGAUAUUUUUUCCUUUUGAUUGCCUUUGUUGACGUUACCAUGCUAAUGUCAACGUUUGUGUUGACGGUCUCUGUUGACGCUACCAUGCUAAUGUCAAAGUUUGUGUUGACGGUCUCUGUUGACGUUACCAUGCUAAUGUCAACGUUUGUGUUGGCGGUCUCUGUUGACGCUACCAUGCUAAUGUCAAGGUUUGUGUUGACGGUCUCUGUUGACGUUACCAUGCUAAUGUCAACGUUUGUGUUGACGGUCUCUGUUGACGUUACCAUGCCAAUGUCAACAUUUGUGUUGACGACCUCUGUUGACGUUACCAUGCUAAUGUCAACGUUUGUUUAGACGGCCUCUGUUGACGUUACCAUGCUUAUGUCAACGUUUGUUUAGACGACCUCUGUUGACGUUACCAUGCUAAUGUCAACGUUUGUGUUGACGGUCUCUGUUGACGUUGCCAUGCCAAUGUCAACGUUUGUGUUGACGGUCUCUGUUGACGUCACCAUCCUAAUGUCAACGUUUGUUUAGAAGACCUCUGUUGACGUUACCAUGCUAAUGUCAACGUUUGUUUAGACGGUCUCUGUUGACGUUACCUUGCAAAUGUCAACGUUUGUUAAAUGUCAACGUUUGUUAAGUGUCAACGUUUGUUAAAUGUCAACGUCUGUUUAAGGAAUGAGGUGAUGUGAUGUCCAUUAUAACUAAUGCAGUCAGUUAUGUUAUAUAUGCAUCUUAAUGUUUACCUGACCAAUAUGACAACAUUUGAAGUGAAUGAAAUAAUUGUAAAGUUGUGAAAAUGAGAAAACAUUAUGCCAUGAAAUAUUGAUUAAAAAAUGUAAUUGAUAAACCUAUAUGCUAUCAGUUAUGUUUUAUAUAUGCACCCAGUGUUUACCUGACGAGUAUGACAACAUUUGAAAGUGUAUGAAAGAGUUGCAUAAUUGUGAAAUAAAUACAAACGAUGCUAAGAAAUGUUGGUUUAAAAUGUAAUUGUUAAAUUAUUUUAACCCUCUCUCAGAUAAUGUCACUGAUAUCUAAAAACUAUUUGGGGAAACAAAUAGAAUUGUUUUGCGCAUUGCCUCGAGAAAUCAGGAGAAUUUAAUCAAUUUUCCCGUUAUCAUUGUAAUUUGAAUUUCUACUUUUUUUAAUCUUUGCAGACCCGUUUUGCUUAACAUUAAAUACUGAUCGUAGUCCUUAAUUUCUAUGACCUUUUAAUGUUGAUAAGCAAUUUAUUUAAGACAUUUAUUUGUCAUCAAAAUUGUUUUUGGCUCCUUAAAAAGGAAUUGGAAAUAGUAAUAGUUUUAUCGUAACUAAGAAAGUUACGAUAAAAUUAAGUAUCGGGAAUUUCGAUUUUCCCAGAACACAUUUUAAGAUGUUAUGUUUUUAACGGUGACUUUGACUUUAAACAUAUUUUAUUGUCCAAAUAUUGGCACAAAAGGAUCAGGCACAAGUUAUUUCAACUUAUGAAGCCGUCUCCUAUUAACAUAACAAAUUUACAGACAAAUGACGGUGUGCAUUCGAAAAAGUAGGAUAUUUUUAAUCAUGAAACCAGUUUGACAUAUUUCGGUACUUUUUUCCUCCAGAAAAUUCCCUUUUCCUCUUAGGACAAAGGACUACAAAAACUGGUCAUUUUAUCAUUCAAUGUAUCGUUUGUCAAAGUAUUUUAAAUUGUACUACAUAUGUAAAAGGUUUUUGAUCUCAAUUUGUCAGACUUAAAUGAAAGUAAUUUCACAUGUUAUUUUCCAUUGAUGGAUGGCUUCAUUUCUCUCUUUUUUCUUGUCAAAAUACCAAGCGAAAAAAAAGAUUAUAUUUGAAAUUUUUUUUUCCCUUUCUAAAAAAAUAUUGUGAUUAAGUUAAAAGAUUUCACAUAUAAAUUACAUGACUAUAAAAAGCAAAUCACACGAUUAAGCAUAGAUGUGUAAACCACAAGUUGCGUGAUAAGAAUCACAAUAUUAAGAAAGUAAUAUAUAUCUCAUUUAACUGUUUAUUACUUUAUUCAUAUUCAUUUUCUUUGAGAACAUGUAACAUUUUAUGUAACAAAUACUAGUUCUGUUACAAGAUUGGGAAAUAUAUACAUAUCAAAUAUCGAAUGGGAACUCAAUUUAAUGUGUCUGAUAGGAAUGAAAUUAUCCUCAGACUGGUGUUUAUUUAUUGCGAGAGAGAUAUAUUACAUACAUUUAGCAGACGUACUGUAAAGUUUUUAAAUUAUAAAAUGAACUUUGCAUACAUUAUCUAGUUUAUAUGUCUCAGAAUGAACAGGAUUUUUAUGUACACCGAUAUAUAUCAUAGAUGUAUGCUCGGUGAUUCAAUGGUUAAAACCUGUUCGACAUGUACAGACUUAAUGUACCGUAAUUAUAUAAGUAACUCAGUCGUGCAGUACAUACAUAGGUACAUGCAAUCGUGAAACGUCACAUUGACGAUAAAUUGUCACUAACAAAUGGCGCUACUUUUGCUUAACAUGACCGACGUUAAUGAUUCAUUUCAAAAUUCGAAAAUAUAUUUUGAGAAACAACAUUUUUGUUGUACAUUAUUUAUUAAGAGAUGGAAUAUUAGAAUAAACAUGUUAU